Fusarium verticillioides 7600 is the source of this 1890-nucleotide messenger RNA. RefSeq lists its product as hypothetical. Bases 1 to 1890 code for a protein of 629 amino acids. The transcript has 9 exons. NCBI's taxonomy places the organism in Eukaryota, Fungi, Ascomycota, Sordariomycetes, Hypocreales, Nectriaceae. Gene Ontology annotation, molecular function: ATP-dependent protein folding chaperone; ATP binding. The record is from RefSeq and is a predicted model, not a curated record.
AUGCCUCUUUUUCGGUCAAAAUCUCAGCGUAAUCUCACCAAGGAUGAUAGCACUUGGUCGCUGAAAAAUCUUGUUGACCGUGUACGAAAGAAGAAUAAUUCCAACCUCGACGAUCUCAUGAUCAUCGGUAUCGAUUUUGGAACCACAUACUCUGGUGCCGCAUGGGCCACUGUUGCCGACAUUGAAGUCGAUGGUGUCAAUGUUAUUACGAGUUGGCCGGACACUGGAGCCCAAGAAGGCAAAGCUCCGACUGAACUCUUCUAUGAACAUGGCAAGACUAUGUGGGGUUACGAAAUUCCCCAGGAAGCUGAUCCUGUACGAUGGUUCAAAUUGCUACUUUUGAAGGAUGAGGAUCAACCGUCAGAGAUCAAGGGCCAUGAGUACCUCGUAAAGGCUCGUAAUAUGCUGGCCGACGAAGGGAAGUCCACAGUGGAUGCUAUAGCUGACUAUCUUCACCUUCUAUGGGGCCAUGUGCUCAAGACUAUUAUCAAGGCACGCGGCAAGAAUGUUGUGGAAGCUCUCUGUUUCCAUGUUGUCAUCACUGUCCCUGCUAUCUGGAAGAACUACGCACGUGAUGCCAUGCUUGAAGCUGCCCAAAAGGCUGGCAUUACGGCUACUCGCCGCGCAGGGCCGACAACUAUCUCCUUCGCCCCGGAGCCCGAGGCAGCAGCUCUCGCCUCGAUAUGUGAGCGGGCAGAGAACCUCGCGGAAGGCGAUGUUUUUGUGAUUUGCGACGCUGGAGGAGGCACAGUGGAUCUCAUCAGUUACAAGGUUGAAAGCACAGACCCCGUUGCUCUUCAAGAGGCUGUUGUCGGUUCAGGCGGCCUGUGCGGCGGGAUAUUCAUUGAUCAAGAGUUCCAGCGCAUCUGCAAAGCAAGGCUCGGUCGUGACUGGAGUAGCCUCAGCCAGACAGGUAUCUCGGAUAUCAUGAAAGGCGAAUGGGAGAAUGGGAUCAAACGACAUUUCAAACCUGUCACGUCCUCCAAAGCGUUCAUUGUCAAGCUUCCCGGCGAAGUCUUCAGAGGGUCUGGGGGAAUUGGAUUGAAUGACAGUUCGAAGAAGCCGAUUAUAAAAGACGGCCGAAUUCAUUUUUCAAGCGAGGACAUUGAGCAGACCUUCACCAAAAGCUUUAACGAAAUUGCGGCUUUGCUGGAUGCACAGGUUCAUUCGGCAAAGAAAUCAAACCUAACAGUCAAGGGAAUUAUUUUAGUUGGAGGCCUUGGAUGUAGUCCCUACCUUCAAGACUACCUAAAGGCAAAAUACAAGAGGAAGAAAAUCGACGUCUUACAAACUGAUGGAAUGAAGCCACGGACAGCAAUUUGUCGAGGAGCAGUCUAUAAAGGCCUCAUCGGUGCACUCAAUCUACUUGAGCACAAGAGCCCCGUGACUAUCACUUCAACUCUCUCAAGGCUCAGUCUCGGUAUCGCAACCGAAGUGCCUUUCGAUGAAGAUGUUCACUCUGAAUCAGACAAAUAUUGGGACGAUGUAGAAGACUGCUACUACGUUAGUGGAGUUAUGAACUGGUACAUCAAAAAGAGCCAAAGCGUACAAAAGGAUAAACCACUAAGGAAGUCCUUUUGGUGGACUUUUGAGAGCCGACAUGAGUAUGAGAAGUUUGUCCACAAUGCCAAAGAAGUGAUCUUGCAGUGCGACCAUAAAAAGCCUCCUAAAAUGGAGAACUACUUGGUUACUAAGUUCUGUGAAAUUAAGAUAUCCUUGGCGAAGAGCUUUGAGCAACUGGAUGACUAUGACAGCCCAGGUGGGAAGCGGGUCAAGAAGAUCGACUUUGACAUUGAAAUGGUUCCGUCGGGGGCUUCGGUUGAGUUUUCUGUUUAUGAAGGUGACCGAAAGAUCGGAACGAGUGGUAUGGGCAGUAUCAUUGACGAUUGA